UAGAGCAGCGUUCUAAAUGCUGCGGGAAGUUAUCGAUACAUCCAUUAAGUGAACUACAGGGUGGUACGAUGACUCUCAACCCUCUCCUAACCAACCAACCAACCACACCCAAAUAUGAGUUUCUGCAAGGACUGUAUUCAAGGUGUACGCCACGCGGGUGAGCCUCAAGGAACGAUCGAUAUCAUUGACGGUGUCGCUUGCUACGUCGCCACCCCUACUGUUGACUAUCCCAAGGACAAAGUCAUCCUCUUCCUGCCGGAUGUUUUCGGUAUCGAGCUUAUCAAUACCAAGCUCCUCGCUGAUGACUUUGCGACCAACGGCUUCAAGGUCGUCGCGGUUGACUACUUCAACGGCGAUAGUCUUCCCGCUGACAUCAUGAACUCUGCCUCGUUUAACCGCGAGGCAUGGUUUGCUAAACAUGGAAACGAGCAGACCCGCCCUUCCCUUGAUAAGGUCAUUGCCGUGCUCAAAGAGGAAGGUGUCACCAAGUUCGGAGCCACUGGCUACUGCUUCGGCGGUCGUUAUACUUUUGACCUUGCAUUCGACAAUGCCAUUCAGUGUGCCGUAGUCUCCCACCCCUCGCUCUUGAAGGUCCCCAAUGACCUCGAGACGUACUUUUCUACAUCACAGGCGCCUCUCCUUAUCAACUCCUGUGAAAUUGAUCAUAUGUUCCCUGCCGCAGCCCAAGCCAAGGCCGAUGAGAUCUUUGGCGAUGGGAAAUUCGCCCCAGGGUACAAGCGCGAGUACUUCCCUGGAUGCACGCACGGCUUUGCUGUACGUGGGGAUAUCAAAGAUCCGCUGGUCAAAGCUGGGAAAGAGGGAGCGUUCAAGGCUACUGUGGAGUUCUUCCUGGAGCACUUGUAAGAAGUCUUGUCGUUGCAGCGUCAUAGAGUCUCUGUGUAUGAUCGUCGUAUGACAUGCCGCAGUUGUAGCCACGUCGUUAGCCAUGCCAGCAAUAUCGGAGUGUAUGUGCGCGUCAUGCAGGUGAAA
Suillus subaureus is the source of this 990-nucleotide messenger RNA. RefSeq names its product dienelactone hydrolase. The coding region runs from base 115 to 864 and encodes 249 amino acids. Lineage: Eukaryota; Fungi; Basidiomycota; Agaricomycetes; Boletales; Suillaceae. Gene Ontology annotation, molecular function: hydrolase activity. The record is from RefSeq and is a predicted model, not a curated record. The transcript has 10 exons.